Uloborus diversus is the source of this 1193-nucleotide messenger RNA. It is a transcript of the gene Tgt, whose product is annotated as queuine tRNA-ribosyltransferase catalytic subunit 1-like. Gene Ontology annotation, molecular function: tRNA-guanosine(34) queuine transglycosylase activity. The record is from RefSeq and is a predicted model, not a curated record. Gene Ontology annotation, cellular component: cytosol. The transcript has 8 exons. The coding region runs from base 6 to 1193 and encodes 395 amino acids. NCBI's taxonomy places the organism in Eukaryota, Metazoa, Arthropoda, Arachnida, Araneae, Uloboridae.
CAGUCAUGGCGGCGUGCGGCACAGAGUUCGCGCUUACUUUUAAAAUUCUAAAAACAUGUUCAACUACAAAAGCCAGAACUUCCGUACUGACCCUUCCUCAUGCUAUUGUAAACACACCUGUUUUUAUGCCUGUUGGUACUCAAGGAACUCUGAAGGGCCUUUUACCUGAACAAGUAGAGGAGUUAAAUUGCAAUAUGAUGCUAUCGAACACUUAUCAUCUCGGAAUGCGCCCAGGUCAGGAAGUGAUAGACAAGGCAGGUGGUCUUCAUAAGUUUAUGAAUUGGAAAAAUGGAUUACUUACUGACAGUGGUGGCUUUCAAAUGGUAUCUUUAGUGAAAUUAUCUGAAGUGACCGAAGAGGGUGUAAAAUUUGUUUCUCCAUAUGAUGAAAAGGAGAUACUUUUGACUCCUGAGAAGUCCAUUGACAUCCAAAAUAGCAUAGGUGCUGAUAUCAUUAUGCAAUUAGAUGACGUAGUCAGCAGCACAAUAUCAGGGCCUAGAGUUGAAGAAGCAAUGCACAGGACUUAUAGAUGGCUUGAUAGAUGCAUAAAAUAUCAUAAGAAGCCAAAGAGUCAAAAUUUAUUUCCUAUUGUUCAAGGUGGUUUAGAUCCUGAGCUACGAAAACAAUGUGCAGAAGAACUUCUGAAAAGAAAAGUUGCUGGUUAUGCCAUAGGUGGGCUAAGUGGAGGUGAAUCAAAGGAAGAAUUUUGGAAAAUGGUUCACUUAAGCACUGAUCUCUUGCCAAAGGAGAAACCUAGAUAUCUAAUGGGUGUUGGAUUUGCUCUGGAUUUAGUUGUUUGCUCUGCUCUUGGAUGUGAUAUGUUUGACUGUGUUUUUCCUACCAGAACUGCUAGGUUUGGAACAGCACUCAUCCCUGGAGGAGAGCUUAAUCUGAAAAAUAAAUCUUUUGAAAAUGAUUUUAGACCUAUUGAUGAGUCAUGCAACUGCCCAACUUGUGUUCGCUACAGCCGUGCCUACAUUUACCAAAUCAUUACCAAAGAGACCGCUGCAUGUCACAUGAUUAGUACUCACAAUAUAGCUUUCCAAAUGAAUUUGAUGAAAUCAAUUCGUGAAAGUAUUCUUGAAGAUAGAUUUCCUCAGUUCAUAAAAGAUUUCAUGUUGAAAAUGUUUCCAUCUAAAGAGUAUCCUGUGUGGGCUGUAGAUGCUUUAAAAGCUGUUAACAUAAUUUUAUGA